GGAUGCAGGUGGAAAGCGUGACAGUGGGGCCUGCGCAGCGGCCAGGCCUGUGGCCCCUCCCCGUGUUUGCAGAUGAUGGCAGAGCCGAUAGCACUCUGGGGCCUCCAGCCUCCUCCGAGGAGAGUAUAAAGUCGAGUGAGGGCACACCUUCUCUGCCAGCCCGGACACCAAGACAUGGCGGCUCUGCAGGAGAAAAAGACCUGCAGCCAGAGGAUGGAGGAGUUCCGGCACUACUGCUGGAACCCUGACACGGGGCAGAUGCUGGGCCGCACCCCGGCGCGCUGGGUGUGGAUCAGCCUCUACUAUGUGGCUUUCUAUGUGGUGAUGACCGGACUCUUCGCACUGUGCAUCUACGUGCUGAUGCAGACCAUCGACCCAUACACGCCUGACUACCAGGACCAGCUCAAGUCGCCAGGGGUGACCCUGCGGCCAGAUGUAUAUGGGGACAGAGGCCUAGACAUCUCCUACAAUGUUUCCGACAACAGUUCCUGGGCGGGCCUCGUGCACAUGCUCCACAGCUUCCUGGCAGGCUACACCCCGGUGGCCCAGAGGGGCAGCAUCAACUGCUCCUCCGAGAAGUACUUCUUCCAGGAGAGCUUUGGGGGCCCAAAUCACACCAAGUUCUCCUGCAAGUUCACAGCAGACAUGCUGCAAAACUGCUCAGGCCUGACAGACCCCAGCUUUGGCUUCGAGGAGGGAAAACCAUGUUUUAUCAUCAAAAUGAACAGGAUUGUCAAGUUCCUGCCCAGCAACAGCACGGCGCCCCGUGUGGACUGCGCCUUCCUGGAUGAGCCGCACCAGGCCCACAGGACCCUGCAGGUGGAAUACUACCCCCCCAACGGCACCUUCAGCCUACACUACUUCCCCUACUAUGGGAAGAAAGCACAGCCCCACUACAGCAACCCUCUGGUGGCAGCAAAGCUUCUCAACGUCCCUUGGAACGUGGACGUCGUCAUCGUGUGCAGGAUCCUCGCCGACCAUGUCACCUUCGACAACCCCCACGACCCCUACGAAGGGAAAGUGGAGUUCAAGCUCAGGAUGCAGAAGUAAUGGCCGGGGAAGGGGACCCAACUGCGACUGCCAGCCUGUCCCUCCUGCUCGGCCCUGCCCUCCAGGGGCCCACCCAUCACCUUACAAGUGUGGCAUCGCCAAGAGGCACUGGGGUCCAGCUCUUACCACGGCAUCAGCCACUCCCUAUCUAGUCCACCUUCUCCCUUUUUCCUUUUGA
This is a messenger RNA of Octodon degus (degu), 1228 nucleotides long. RefSeq names its product ATPase H+/K+ transporting beta subunit (gene Atp4b). The coding region runs from base 175 to 1050 and encodes 291 amino acids. The transcript has 7 exons. Gene Ontology annotation, molecular function: ATPase activator activity. Gene Ontology annotation, biological process: intracellular potassium ion homeostasis; intracellular sodium ion homeostasis; potassium ion import across plasma membrane. Lineage: Eukaryota; Metazoa; Chordata; Mammalia; Rodentia; Octodontidae. The record is from RefSeq and is a predicted model, not a curated record. Gene Ontology annotation, cellular component: sodium:potassium-exchanging ATPase complex.